Messenger RNA from Penaeus vannamei (Pacific white shrimp), 1027 nucleotides. The record is from RefSeq and is a predicted model, not a curated record. Lineage: Eukaryota; Metazoa; Arthropoda; Malacostraca; Decapoda; Penaeidae.
CUACAUGUUUUACACGUCCUUCCUGAUAUCGGCGCUGACCGUGAACAAGGUCAGCCUGCCCUUCAGAGACCUCCAGGGGAUGUUCGAGAAGAAGACCCACACGUUCGGUUUCCACGGCGGCGGGUCUCUCUGGAGGAUUUCUUUAAGACAUCCAGUAUACAGGUAAACAAAAACAUCUGGACCGAGAUGGUGCUUCCCAACCCGCACAGCCUUCAACAGGCCAGGACCGGCCUACAGCAGGUGCUGGAGGGUCGCCAUGCCUUCAUGACCAACAAAGUUUUUUUCCUGAGUAAGUAUUUUCACUGCGGCUUCUACAUCCUUCCGGGCGACUACUUCCUCGUCGCCAAGACCUGGCCGAUGCGCAGAGGUUCCCCGCUGUUCCCCGUCUUCAACCACCACAUGAUCGCGAUGGCGGAGUCGGGUCUGGUCGUCAAGUCGUCCCGGAGGUGGAUGCCUCGAGGGGCGUCGUGCGAGAGCAGCAGCGUCGACGCCAUCGGCCUCGCCACCGUCAUGACGGCCUUCCUGCUGCUGGGGUCGGCCGCGGCUCUGGCCUCGGGCCUCGUGCUGCUCGAACGCCUCUCCUUCAGCAAAGGCCCUUAAAAAACGUAUUAUAUUGCAUUAUUUCCCCCUUCGUCCCUUCUUCACUGCUGCCUCUCGGUUCGAUCUGGAAAUGCAGAGUCUUUCGAAUCAUUUUUAAAAAGCUCGAACGCCUCUCCUUCAACAAAGGCCUCUCCUCACUUCUGUUCCCUCAGAAACUUCAUCUUUGAAGAUAGAACAACCAGGGACUGAACGAUUGGAGCAACUCUAGCACAUAUUCAGCUUUCGUGUGUGGUUGUAAACAAUUAUAGCGAGCUCAGUUCAUAGUGAAACAAAUAAAACAACAAAAGGCUGAUAAAUGCACUAAUUUCUUGCAAUUUCUUUGUUGACAAGCAUGAUUUUCAGCUACGAUUCCACGAAUUAGAAUGAAAGUACGAAAGUACGUUCCCGCAUGUAACUCUAACUUACUUUAGAAUUUUAAUUCCUAUAU